This is a messenger RNA of Coprinopsis cinerea okayama7#130, 808 nucleotides long. RefSeq lists its product as hypothetical. Gene Ontology annotation, molecular function: DNA binding. The transcript is spliced from 3 exons. Lineage: Eukaryota; Fungi; Basidiomycota; Agaricomycetes; Agaricales; Psathyrellaceae. Bases 78 to 488 code for a protein of 136 amino acids. The record is from RefSeq and is a predicted model, not a curated record.
AAUUCAACUUGCCCUUCCUUUUCCUAUCUCUUCUCUGUUCAACGCGCCCUUCCUCCUCAUCGCGCGUAUCCCGCCAAAUGUCCUCGUCGCCGCCACCGCGAGACGUCCUGGACGACGCUGAGAGAUCUCCUCUCGAGGAUGAGCUCGCAGCUUCUCCUCCUAGGAAUAGUACAGAGCCAGAGGCAGGCACUUCAGCCGUUCCUGUCAAACGCGGGAGAGGUCGGCCCAAGGGCAGCAAGAACAAGAAGACCUUGGGUAGCCCAGCGACUCCCACAACCCCGACCGUCCCUCGGAAACGGGGACGUCCUCCCAAGGAGAAGAAAGACGACGAGGAACCUCGUCCCAAACGCCCUAGGGGCAGGCCUCCAAAGAACCCCAAACCAGAGGGUUCCACCGCAGCCCCAGCUGCUUCUGCUUCUGGAGAUGGCGCUCCAGUGAAACGAAAGCGAGGUCGUCCUCCCAAGAACCCGCCUGCUUCGACAACCUGAUUCGUGUAUGCGGCGCUUGCUUGUGUGCUAUCCCACUGACUUGUCCCGUCCACCAACCAAACCCUUGCUUAGUACUCCUCUAUGAACCCCGGCAUGACCUGUGUUGCUUUCUUUUCUGCGUUUAUGCAGUCGAACUUGUCUGCUUUCGCUUGGUUUUCUGGACUCUUCAACCCUUGGUUAUCUUCUCUCUCUGCUCCUUUCUCCUGCUCUUUCGCUUUCAUUAUUUAUCGCUGCUGUACUAUUAUGAACAUAGAGCUGGCUUCCUUGUACAACAGCAUGUCUAGUGUAGUAUGUCAACCGUCUUUUAAAUGGGGCACCGA